GAUCCCAUGUUCUUUCUAUAGAGAGGUAAAUUAUACACGUUAACGAUCACAACCCUGCUCGUCCUCAAACACCUAUAUAGUAUAACGGAAAACCAUAAAGUCGAAAGCAUUAUUACAACUUUGCAAGAGUCGGCUAUCUUUCCACGAACAAUCGGAUCUUUUACCGGAGUGUUUAUAUUUUCGUAUUUCCCCGUCCUUUAACACAUUUGACCCUUUAUAGAAAUGACUUCUUGUGUUGAUACAGUUAAUUAUAUGCUGCAGCAUCCUGCUGGUAUAGAUAAAAUUGCUGCGUUAAUAGUAAACGUUGCUCGUUUAAAUCCCCUUGCUGGCAAGGCAAACGGUGAACUUGUGUCUAUGUUAAACGAAUUCAGAUGUAUUUUACGUAUACCUGGAUUAUACAAGCUUCUCGUAAACUUUGACCGUGAGGGCUCGUUAGAGUCUCACUUGAGCAACGCCAUUAAUAUGUGCUAUUAUAUCACAGAGGGGCUUGCAUUUUUGGGAAGCAAGCAAAUUAUUUCUAUGUCCAAAUCCAAAGAAGAUCAGCUGUCGCUCAUUUCUUGUCGCUGCUGGUUGCUCGAUACCCUACUAACUAUUUACCAAUUACUCAAGAAGGUACGCAACACUCAUGAUAAACAAGAUCAAUGGGACUUAGCCGCAAAUGUUGUUAGCCUACCCCUGUGCCUUCACUGGUCUACAGGCAGUGGACUUGGACUUAGCAAACAACAAAUAGGUGCCUUGGGACUUUUUAGUACCGUAGUUCAAGUACGAAAAUUACUUCGUGCUUUGCAUGAAAAAAAACAGCAAUAGAUAUAAAAUUUUUUUUCUUUCUCACAGAAAUAUCUUCAAAGCAUAUUCAAGCCAAAAUCUUAAACUCGUGCUGAAUCUUUAUAUUAUGGAUGGAC
Messenger RNA from Schizosaccharomyces octosporus yFS286, 902 nucleotides. RefSeq lists its product as uncharacterized. Lineage: Eukaryota; Fungi; Ascomycota; Schizosaccharomycetes; Schizosaccharomycetales; Schizosaccharomycetaceae. Bases 223 to 807 code for a protein of 194 amino acids. The record is from RefSeq and is a predicted model, not a curated record. The transcript is spliced from 2 exons.